AUGUCGCGUACUUACCAACGGAUGAUAUCCUUCGGUAAAGUUUGUGGUAUUAUGAAAUCACAUUUCACUUUCCUUUUCCCUAAAUUUCGACGUCGCGAUUGCGCUGCCAUCACCUCGCCGCUAUUGUCGCCUCUACGCUGCCGUCGCCUCUCCGCUGCCACCGUGGGUCUGAGUUCCACGUUCCAAGAUCGUCUGGGUUCCACGUCAGAGCGGCUCUGUAUUCUCGUCGGCCACCGCAUUGCUGGUGCCGUCACCUCUCCACCCUCGCCGGCCACUGCACUGUUUGACCCUCACCGGCCACUGCACUGUUUGACCCUCACCCUCGUUUUGGUAGCAGGUGGGACAUGCCCCGACCCACACCCUAGGCCAAAGCAUAAGCCUGUCAAACCAACUCCUUCAGGUGGUUUCGGUGGCUCAGGAGGUUCCGGUGGCUCAGGCGGUUCUGGAGGUUCAGGUGGCUCCGGUGGAUCUGGUGGUUCAGGUGGCUCUGGUGGUUCUGGUUCUGGUACCACAUGCCCCCGUGAUGCACUUAAACUAGGAAUGUGUGCCAAUGUGCUAAACGGGUUGGUGAACGCCACCCUGCUGGGUCAACCACCAGUUACCCCAUGCUGCACCCUUCUGAAUUGUCUGGUUGAUCUUGAGGCUGCGGUGUGUCUCUGCACCGCCCUUAGAGCAAACAUUUUGGGUAUCAACCUCAACCUUCCCAUCUCACUCUCCUUGCUUCUGAACGUUUGCUCUAUACAACCCCCACGUAAUUUUCAAUGUUUCUAA
Messenger RNA from Vigna unguiculata (cowpea), 771 nucleotides. RefSeq lists its product as uncharacterized. The record is from RefSeq and is a predicted model, not a curated record. NCBI's taxonomy places the organism in Eukaryota, Viridiplantae, Streptophyta, Magnoliopsida, Fabales, Fabaceae.